AUGCACCCGGUGGCCCGCCAGGUCAUUCUCGUCCUCGCGUUCCUCAAGCUGCUGGCGUCGGGCACCUACUGCCUCCUCAUGGCAGCACUUUUGCGCUUUGCCUCGCCCUCGGACGCCAUCAAGUACCAGAUCUUCGCCAUGACGACCUAUAGCUUUGGCACGUACGCGGCCUGCGGUCUUCUCUACUGGCUUGGCGCGCUGCACGUUCUCUGCGGCCGACGACCGAGCUGCGUGGACUCUCUAUCUUGUCGCUUGACUUCAUCCACGUCGGCGCUGCCGUGGGCACUCGGAGUGCAAAUCCUCCAAACGUGCGUGCAGUUACUGCAGGCGUACCGCCUCAGUCAGCACGCCGUCAAUUUGGACAUUGCGUUUGUUUACCCAAUGCUCGUCGGCCUCUCGACGGCCGUGAGCCCGUGGUUCUUUCUCUUCACCGACCCGUUCGUGCACCGCGACCUGUGGCUGCUUUUCAAUUGCCUUCUCAGCUUCGUCUUGGCCUCGGGGUUGUACCUCGUGGCGUUCGUCCCGCCCUUGCUCUCGCUCAAAUUUGGGGAUCCGCGACAGGCAUUUUCAAUGGCCUGGACCACCGAGUACACGCUACUCACGCGCUACAUGGUGCCCAUGUCGCCGAUCGACUUGGCUGAGAAAGCGACUCUGUUCGGUCUCAGCUGGUUCAACGCCCAGCGCCUCGUAGCCAACACCCACCGGCGCCAUGCAGUCGCGCCCUUGCACCGGGGUCCGACCCGCGUGACCAUCCGCUCCAAGCCGCGCGCGUUUCGGGUUCUCUUGUGGUGUAAUUUGCUGUUGGGCUUAAGCAUCGUCGUCGCCGCCGUGGUGAGCGUCGCGCGUGCCCCGGCGUGCCCCGACGGUUGUCUUCUGGCGACCCACCCUUGGUUUGCAGCGCAGUGCGAAUGCGCCUUCUUUCAUCUGCGCUGCGAGCCGCACAAUAUGUCGCCCAAUUUGACUCGGGUCUUGUCACCGGCGCAGCUUGGCACGCAACUCUUCUACCUGCAUGUGACCGAGUGUCCGCUCGUUUCCGGUUUGGAUCUAUCGCAUUUGGCUCCGUUUAAGCAGCUGUUUGGGCUCACGAUCGAGUUUUCCGACAUGACAACGUGGGACAAUAAUGACCUUGCCUGGCCAGACUCGGUGCUGGCGAUUGAAGUGCGCUAUAGCAACCUCUCAUAUCUACCACCGGCGCUGUUAAAGCUGCCGCGAGACUGCACCGUGCUCACGCUGGCCUUUGGCAACAACAUGUCGGCGUUGCCAUCAACGCUCGUGCCGGCCUGGCAGAGCCUCUCCCGUCUCGUUCUCAACGGCAAUCAACUGACGGUAUUGCCGAGAUGGGUCGAUCAGCUGCAAACGCUCGAGCGGAUUGUCGUAUCGAGUAACUUGUUUACAGAGCUCCCCGAAGCUACCCUCACGACGCUUCCCGUGCUAACACACAUCGAGGCAGCCCAGAACGCACUCACGGUGUUUCCGAGGACGCUUGCUGCCGCCAAGCAAGUCGAGGUGAUCGAUGUUAGCAACAAUCCGAUUUCAGAGCCGCCCACCGACGGCAUGUUGGCUGCGAUCGCGGCGCGCCGGGUCCUCGCCGAUGGAACGCCGGCGUGCACCGGGGCACGACCACUUGAAGGCUGCCAGGCCGUGUGCGCCGACUCGUGCUCCAAUUUUGAGCAUGGUGACCGCAUUUGCCAAGCCAACUGCCUCCAUGAAGCAUGCAACUGGGAUAAAAUGGACUGCGCGAAUGGCGGGUCACAAUAA
This is a messenger RNA of Saprolegnia parasitica CBS 223.65, 1758 nucleotides long. RefSeq lists its product as hypothetical. The record is from RefSeq and is a predicted model, not a curated record. The transcript has a single exon. NCBI's taxonomy places the organism in Eukaryota, Oomycota, Saprolegniomycetes, Saprolegniales, Saprolegniaceae. Bases 1 to 1758 code for a protein of 585 amino acids.